Kluyveromyces marxianus DMKU3-1042 is the source of this 1404-nucleotide messenger RNA. RefSeq names its product Kar5p (gene KAR5). The transcript has a single exon. Gene Ontology annotation, cellular component: endoplasmic reticulum membrane. Gene Ontology annotation, biological process: nuclear membrane fusion involved in karyogamy; karyogamy involved in conjugation with cellular fusion. NCBI's taxonomy places the organism in Eukaryota, Fungi, Ascomycota, Saccharomycetes, Saccharomycetales, Saccharomycetaceae. The record is from RefSeq and is a predicted model, not a curated record. The coding region runs from base 1 to 1404 and encodes 467 amino acids.
AUGCAUUUCCUAAUCAAUAUACUCAUCAUCCAGCUUUUCCCCUUCGUAUCAGCACAAUUGGUAGCGCAAAUCUCACAAUUACGACAAGAUGCUAUAACGUAUCCACAUAUAUCGGCCAUAUCGCAGCAGUACAUUCAGAAUAAGUUCCCUAUCAAGUCGCAAUCAAACUGUCUCAGGGAUGCGCUCAAACCUUUUCUAGAGAUAUGCAUGGUACAUGGAGUUGAGUCUGUGGAAACAGAACUCCGAGUGAAAACUGCGAUCCAGCUUUCUGUGUGCGAGUUUGAAGCCUCAGGACUGACUAGCUACCCUCCAGAAUGCUCUGGUAUCCUUCACGAUGAUUCUAGCGGUAGUAGUGACACUGGAAUUGACGUUGUGCAGUGUGUCGCCGAGCUCGAAUCUUCUCCACAAUGGUGGACCACUUACAGUGGAAAUUACCAAAACCUCCCGCAAAUAUGCAUGGAAAACUCGCUACCCUUUGAGAAGGAACAGCUGCUGGAUCUCUUCUUGAACAUCACAGAUAUGUAUGCGCAAUUCCAAUCAGACGUAAUGAAGCAAUGGCUGCUGUUUAGCUCGAAUCUCGAACACGAAAGCAAGAAUAACUUGAACAAUAUUCACAACAUGUUCGAUAGCUUCAUAGAUCAUUUAAGGGAAGCUGCGAACCAAAAUGAACGUGAGAUGGAGCAAGAGAGGAAGAACUUCUCUGCUUCUAUGAGUAGCGAUAUGUCCCAACUGAGAUCCCAAAUCCUAGAGACUUUUAAAGAUUUAGAAUCAAAUUACAUGGAACAGUACCAAGAAAAGACGGAACAGAGUAUACUGGACCUGGACAGCGUUCUAUCGAAUCUGGUGCGUGUGACAAAAGAGAAGCACGACAUAGUUCAUGACGAGUUAAACCAAGCCCAAGAAGAAUCGUUCCAUUUGGUAUACCAAUUCAAUCGACUCAUGCACGAGACAGUGAUCCCAUUGCUCACAGAAGACCUGCUUCCGACAGUGAAUGAGAUAUCUAGCAGCAUUACAAAUAACCUGGAACAUGCCAACGAAGAAGUAUCGAGAAAGCUGGACGGGUGGUCGCGUACCCUUGAUGACAGAUUUGCGCAAAUAGACAAGAGUGCUGCGCAAUCUUUAGAAAGGGCGGAGCAAAUGGAGGCAAGCAUGGAGAAGCUGGAUAGUCUCUUGGAUAAGUCGCUUAGGGGCCUCAGGAGUGUAUUCUCCGUGAUGAAUUUUGUCAUGAAGCGUCAGAUGCUCAUUGUAUGUGCGAUACAAGUGGUGUUUCGCAGGUAUAUCACGCUGAAAAUGUACUUAUGCGCCAUCUCAGUGUUUGCUACGGCACUGGUCGGCUCAAGAGCGGGCAAGAUGGCCUCAAUAAUAUUCCAAUCCACCAGACCACCGAAAUGGCUACAGCAGUAG